This is a messenger RNA of Giardia duodenalis, 861 nucleotides long. RefSeq lists its product as uncharacterized. The coding region runs from base 1 to 861 and encodes 286 amino acids. Lineage: Eukaryota; Fornicata; Diplomonadida; Hexamitidae. The transcript has a single exon. The record is from RefSeq and is a predicted model, not a curated record.
AUGGUUGCGCAGGGCUCCUGCUCACUGUGCUGCGGGCUUUUCUGGAAGACAGCGCCUCCUCUGACAAUAGCAAUCCCUGCUGUUGUGCUCCUAUGUAGCAUUGCGUUCUUUAUCACAUGCAUGAGCAUGUACAUUCAGUUCCAGUGCUUCCUCAUGGACUACACGGCGCUUAUGCCCGGUGCUAUCUUUCUUCAAGGUCACGUGUGGAGAAUCGUGACGCCGCACCUGGUUCCUGCAACCCUGUGGCAAACACUGUUUAUUCUUAUGUCGUUUGUUCCGCCCGCGUUCAUUCUAGAGAAGAAGAUAGGAUCACUGCGGUUCUUCGGAUUGUUAGUGUUCUGCAUGGCAUUUGUAUCUCUUACAAUAUCUGCAAUAGCCGCGGUUUUGUACUACACACCUGGUAUCAACAAGUGGAGCUACUUCAAGGCCCAGUGGUUCAGUACUUCCGAUCUCGGGCCGACAUCGCUGCUUCUCUUUACGAUGAUUUGUAGCAUCCGAGCGCUCAGACAACGGACUCUCCCUUUCUGCUUUUGCCAAAUACCCUCGUGGGCCUACAUUCUCAUCACAUAUGUCUUUGCACAACUUAUGAUGUAUCCGCCAUGGUAUGGCAUUUUCUAUAACCUGAUGGCCGUAAUAGCAGGACUAAUAGUUCCACGAUCUUGGCUUCAGGGGGCUGAAGAUGUCACUAGUAUUUAUGACAUCUAUACAGGCGCUGCACAACAGGCUGAAUCUAAGGAUGUUGAAUUGCGUCCGCAAGGCCAGCAAGACAUUAGUAAUGCUAUGAAUUCUAUAAGGCAAGAACAGACAAUACCAGCACCUGACAAAAGCGAAGCGUUUACGGCUCGCGGUCGCAUUCUUUAA